Messenger RNA from Ochotona princeps (American pika), 890 nucleotides. RefSeq names its product BCL2 associated X, apoptosis regulator (gene BAX). Lineage: Eukaryota; Metazoa; Chordata; Mammalia; Lagomorpha; Ochotonidae. The record is from RefSeq and is a predicted model, not a curated record. The transcript is spliced from 5 exons. Gene Ontology annotation, biological process: mitochondrial fusion; extrinsic apoptotic signaling pathway in absence of ligand; intrinsic apoptotic signaling pathway in response to DNA damage. Gene Ontology annotation, molecular function: channel activity; protein homodimerization activity; protein heterodimerization activity. Bases 251 to 718 code for a protein of 155 amino acids. Gene Ontology annotation, cellular component: mitochondrial outer membrane.
ACGUGAGGGGCGCACGUUCAGCGGGUCGCUCACGUGACUCGGGGCGCGCUGCGGCCGCCCGGGCGGACCCGGCGAGAGGCGGCGGCGGCGGGAGCGGCGGUGAUGGACGGGUCCGGGGAGCAGCCCAGAGGCGGGGGGGUGAGUUGGACUCUGAUUCUUGCACCUCAGAGUUCGAGGAAGGGUACCCCAUCCUGAUUCUGCACCCCGACUCCGUCCCCAUUCUAGUUUCAUCCAGGACCGGGCGGGCCAAAUGGGGGAUCAGAUCCCUGAGCUGGCCUUGGAGCACGUGGCCCCGGAUGAGUCCACCAAGAGACUGAGCGAGUGUCUGAAACGCAUCGGGGACGAACUGGACAGUAACGUGGAACUGCAGAGGAUGAUCGCGGCUGUGGACACGGACUCCCCCCGAGAGGUCUUUUUCCGAGUGGCAGCCGACAUGUUUGCUGACGGCCACUUCAAUUGGGGCCGGAUUGUCGCCCUUUUUUACUUUGCUACCAAACUGGUGCUGAAGGCCUUGUGCACGAAGGUGCCUGAGCUCAUCAGAACGAUUAUGGGCUGGACGUUGGACUUCCUCCGAGAGCGGCUGCUGGGCUGGAUCCAGGAGCAGGGUGGCUGGGAUGGCCUUCUCUCCUAUUUCGGGACCCCGACGUGGCAGACGCUGGCCAUCCUGGGGGCUGCGGUGCUCACCGCCUCACUCACCAUCUGGAAGAAGAUGGGCUGAGGCUCCCCAUGGCCUUGGACUGUGUCUUUUCUGCAUAAAUUAUGGUGUUUUCCUGGGAGGAGUGGGGGGGUUGGGGACAUGGGCGGUUUUCUUACUUUUGUAAUUAUUGGGGGGGGGACUAUGGGUGGAGAGGGUGGUCCGGGAGGGAACAAUAAAACUCCUUUGGGCCACA